CCGCCUCUCGACGGAUUUUUGAUUGGAUAAUGUACAACGUCAGGCAAGGAACGCUGAAAGAGUUCCGCGCAUGCUUACGAGUGCCUAACAGCUGGAAAAGGCGGAGGUUGAAGGCUUAGCGAUGGCUGACGUGGAAGAGACUCUGAAACGGAUCCAGGGCCAGAAGGGGGUGCAGGGGAUCAUUAUUGUGAACUCUGAAGGAAUUCCAAUUAAGAGCACGAUGGAUAAUCAGACCACAGUGCAGUAUGCAGGCCUCAUGCACCAGCUUGUGAUGAAAGCACGUUGCUCAGUUCGGGAUAUAGACCCUCAGAACGAUUUAACGUUCCUCCGAAUAAGGUCUAAGAAAAAUGAAAUUAUGGUUGCACCAGAUAAAGACUAUUUCCUUGUUGUGAUUCAGCAGCCUACUGAAUAAGGCCAAUUCAAGCCCAUUUUCCCCCGGUUUUGUUAUCCAUGUACUAUUUAACUCAAGCCCUUUAAUGGCAAAGCUUGGCAUUGAUACAAGUGACUAAAAACACAAGUUUCCUGGGCCAACCCACCAUCCAAGAAGAAAAGCUUUCUUUGAUUAUAUGUACUGACCCACCAUUGUAUAAUUGCUUUAUUGCCUUCCCAUGUACAAUAUGUACUGAACCCAUUAUUAUUCAUUUGUUAUUAAAUGCCCAUCAAACAACA
This is a messenger RNA of Xenopus laevis (African clawed frog), 669 nucleotides long. RefSeq names its product dynein light chain roadblock-type 1 (gene dynlrb1.S). Gene Ontology annotation, biological process: microtubule-based movement. The transcript has 4 exons. Gene Ontology annotation, molecular function: dynein intermediate chain binding. The record is from RefSeq and is a predicted model, not a curated record. Gene Ontology annotation, cellular component: cytoplasm; cytoplasmic dynein complex; centrosome. NCBI's taxonomy places the organism in Eukaryota, Metazoa, Chordata, Amphibia, Anura, Pipidae. The coding region runs from base 122 to 412 and encodes 96 amino acids.